Eruca vesicaria subsp. sativa (arugula) is the source of this 715-nucleotide messenger RNA. Lineage: Eukaryota; Viridiplantae; Streptophyta; Magnoliopsida; Brassicales; Brassicaceae. The record is from the annotation of a GenBank genome assembly.
CAAAUCUCUCUAGAAACAAAUAUCUCUCCAAUUAAAUCAAAUAAAAAAAAAAUGUCGACGACGAAGAAGAUUGAGUUGACGAGCUCCGAUGGAGAGUCUUUCAUAAUUGACGAGGCUGUUGCUCUUCAGGCAGGAACCCUAGCUAACAUGAUUGAAGACGACUGCGUCGCUGAAGCUAUCCCUCUUCCUAACGUCACCGGCACGAUCCUCGCUAAGGUGAUUGAGUACUGCAAAAGGCACGUCGACGCCGCUGCUGCUAAGGCCGAGGCUGCUGAUGGUGGUGCUUCUUUAGAUGAUGAGGUCAAGGCGUGGGAUGCUGAGUUUAUGAAGAUCGAUCAAUCUACCCUCUUUGAACUCAUCCUGGCUGCUAAUUAUCUGAACGUCCAGAAUCUUCUUGACCUUACGUGCCAGACAGUGGCUGAUAUGAUCAAAGGCAAGACUCCUGACGAGAUUCGCACCACUUUCAACAUCAAGAACGAUUUUACAGCUGAGGAGGAAGAGGAGGUGCGUAGGGAGAACCAAUGGGCUUUCGAGUAAUGGAUCAAAGAGAGGUCGUUGUCGUUGAAGUAAACCUAACAAGUUUCUUCCUUUGACUAUUUAUGUUCUUCUUAUCUACUUAAAUGAAAAUUGAUGUUCUUCGUAGGGCUUUUCUAUUUAUAAUAAUGAACCAAUGACUCAUAAUUUUAUGCUGAUAAUCAUUCUCUAAGUGUUGUUG